AUGCAGUUCAAGACUUUGACAUUCCUUUUCGCGGCUCAAACUGCUAUUGCCAGCCAAGUAAAAUGGGCAGGAAAGAUGGCUAACAUGAGUAGUGUUAACUUAUUUGGUCUCGCCAACGAUGUCAACAUCCUCGGGUCAGCUUACAACACUUUCCUCGACCUGUCCUGCAAACCAAGUUAUCACAGCUAUCCAUACAUCAACACCGUUGAAGACUACAAGUCAUGGCACGAUAAAGGCUUCAACCUUUUUCGAAUUGCUAUGGCUUGGCAGCAUGUCCAGACCUCGCUCGGCGGCAGCCUGAAUGAGACCAACAUGGAGGCAGUCGACAAGUUAGUCAAGGCUAUUACUGAUGAUGGUGGACAGGCCAUCAUGGAUAUUCACAACUAUGCACGGUGGUACUGCGCCGUGAUUGACCAACCUGAAUUGUCAUUCCUCAAUCCCAAUAUAACCGUCACCAGUGAUCACUUUGCCGAUCUCUGGACAAGACUCGCCGAGAGAUACAAAUCAAACCCCAAAGUCAUAUUCCAACUCAUGAACGAGCCUCAUGAUCUUGACAUCACCAAAUGGGGCGCGACAAACCAGGCUGCAAUUCUCGCUAUCCGAAACGUCACCGACAAGCAGAAAAUUCUUGUCUCAGGAACACAAUUCGCUCGCCUUGUUGACUGGGAAGCUUUUUCUCAACCAGGUAUCGGUCCCGGUCUCAUUCAAGACCCCGCCAACAACACUCUAUACGACUUCCAUCAGUACUUUGACGAUAUCGCCGGCGCAUAUGGUCUCUGCGAGCCUUGGAGUGGCUUUGUCAAGAAAUUUGAGGCAGUGACUCGCAUCUUGCGCCGUAAUGGCUUUCAAGGAAUGGUUACAGAGUUUGGAGGUGGACCUUUCCCUCAAUGUGUUGACACGAUUCAGUCUAUGCUGGCGUUUCUCGAUCGCAACAGUGAUGUCUGGUAUGGAUGGACUGCUUGGGGUAGUUUCAAUAAGGGCUCGGACUUGUACCUGAGUUUGGACAAGAACUCGACUUACAAUCUUAUCACGAGGACACUAGAGAAGUUCGUUCCGAAGUAG
Fusarium musae is the source of this 1062-nucleotide messenger RNA. RefSeq lists its product as uncharacterized. The coding region runs from base 1 to 1062 and encodes 353 amino acids. Gene Ontology annotation, molecular function: hydrolase activity, hydrolyzing O-glycosyl compounds. Gene Ontology annotation, biological process: glucan catabolic process. The transcript is spliced from 4 exons. The record is from RefSeq and is a predicted model, not a curated record. Lineage: Eukaryota; Fungi; Ascomycota; Sordariomycetes; Hypocreales; Nectriaceae.